Messenger RNA from Myxocyprinus asiaticus (Chinese sucker), 2659 nucleotides. Its product is annotated as dixin-A-like. Lineage: Eukaryota; Metazoa; Chordata; Actinopteri; Cypriniformes; Catostomidae. The coding region runs from base 578 to 1903 and encodes 441 amino acids. Gene Ontology annotation, cellular component: cytosol. The record is from RefSeq and is a predicted model, not a curated record. The transcript is spliced from 15 exons. Gene Ontology annotation, biological process: canonical Wnt signaling pathway.
GCGACAGAGAAAACCCAGAAAGGCAGGGGGGGGAAAAACAGCCCUGACUGAGCAAAAACUAAAAUAAAAAAGAGAGAAUGAAAAACAGGAGUUAUACAAGUUGCAGAAGGCAUGCUGCAAGAGACUGUCCAGAUCCAAGAAAGGGGACAGCAGACCAUUCAAAAGCUCGUUUCUGUCUUGUUAUGACUCAGAACUGAAAACAGGAUUACCCCAUACUUCUUAUCAUAGAAACACAUGCUGCCACUGAUCAGGAUUUUCAACGUUGGAUCUGUGGGAAUACCCAAAAGGGCAUUUAAUUAGGGUUUACAACACGGAGGGUGAAUCUGUCCAAGUAAAGACCUGCCAAACGAGUAGGCUGGACUCAUACAAAUUGAGGGAGACGUUCGAAUGGUUUGGGAGCUGCUCUCCAUCAUCAACAGACUAGACUGGGAGCUACGUGGAUGCUGGGUUUUGUUUGCUGGUCACUAAUGUGCACACUCUUUGGACUGGGGCUGUACCAUGUUGAUGACACACUGCUUCCUUAAACCCCACGGUUUGGGCUGGAUCAGCAUGGGAGGUUAGAAGGGCAGAUAGCACCAUGGGAGCCAAACAAAUGAAAUGCCUCAGUUCAUCCAGUCCAACACACUCACCCAAGGAGGAGUAUAUUAUUGACAAAUCUGAAGAGCAGGGGAAGUUAGUGGGGAACCAUACGGAGCAGCCACAAAGCCUGACAGAGGAUGCAAUGAAAUCCUCAGCCACCGAGCCAUUUCCUGGUCCAGAUCAUGCUGUGAAAGAGGAGAGCAGCACAUGGGAGGAGCAACUAUGUGCUCAGCAGGAGCAGCUGGAGAAGGAGAUGCAGGAAACAAGGAAAAUGGUGUCAAGGCUUCAGGCCUUGUUGCUGUACGGGUUGCUACCUGAGGACGAGCAGACAUCUACUCUGAGUUUUGGAGAUGGCAUCAUCAACUCAGAGCAGCAGCUGAUAAUGAUCCGCAGUCGCCUGGACCAGAGUAUGGAGGAGUCUUUAGAUCUGAAGAGAGAACUGUUAAGGUACAAACAGGAAGCAUGCAAUCUUCAGGCUGUUAAGGAUGCAUUACAGCAGAGAAUGUCUGUGCAGGAGGACUCAAUGCUGCAGCUCAAGCAGGAGCUGCUCAGAUCCAGCAUGGCCAGAGAGGAGUUAGAGAGACAGAAUGUGGAACUAGAAAGGAAGCUGAAUGAUCGAAACAGAAUGUUGAGUGAAUAUAAAAGAGACCGACUUCUGCAGCAACAGCAGCAUGUAAAGCUAAAUGAUACACUGCGCAGGAUGAAUGAAAGCAACUAUCAUAGGAUAUCAGGCUGUGAGAACAAUGGCUACAGCCACAUGAUGUACGCAUCUUCCACACUUCUCCAACACAGAAUUGGGGAUGAGCUACAGCUGGUACAAGAUGCUCUACGCAGUCUGAGGGACAGUUUCAGUGGUCAUGAUCCACAACACCACACGCUAGACACACUGGAGCAGGGCGUGGCCAGUCUAGUGGACUGUCUGCACACCACAGAAUCCAAGAAAAAGCAGGAGAGAAAGGGUUCAACCAAGUCUCCUGGACGAAAAGCCAAUCACACAGACCGAGAAUCAUGGCCAAGCUCAAAGAUGGCCCAUUCUCACAGUAGCCCAGUUCUCAGUGCCGCAGCCUCAACCAAAGUACUCUACUACACAGAUCGAUCGCUCACACCUUUUCUAGUCAACAUCCCUAAGAGGCUGGGGGAGGUCACGCUACAGGACUUCAAGGUAGCCGUGGACAGACAUGGCAGUUUCAGAUAUCACUUCAAAUCUCUGGAUCCAGAGUUUGGAACAGUGAAGGAAGAGGUGUUUCAGGAUGAUGCUCUUAUACCGGGAUGGGAGGGAAAGAUCGUUGCAUGGGUGGAAGAGGAUCAUGGAGAGGGCAUGUAGAACUAAAUAGUCACAGCCAGAUUGCAGUAACAAUUUUGAUUCAUUUAGAAAGUAUGUUUUGCCCCACAUAUACCUCAUCCCUGCAAUAUUCUGAAGCCUUUGUUCUUUCUUAACUGUGAAUCUCACCAUACCAAUUCCCUCAGACUUUACAGCAGGCAAGUGUUUGUCAAAGAGGGUACGAGUAUGCAUUCUGAAGAAUGAAAGAACAUUUUAAUAUUAUUUUUAAAAAAAAACUGUUUACAAAAAAAUUCUGAUACAAAUGUUUUUGAGUGUAUUCAGGUUGUUAUAUUAACUGCUUUUUCUAAAAAACAUUGAAUGUUUUGAAAAUGCCAUUGUGAUACAGUACAAGACAAAGAAAAAAAAUAAUUAAACAGAGUAUUUGUACAGUGUCAAAUAAUAAAUAGAUUAGUUACAUUAGUAGCUAAACUGUGACAAACAUAUCACCAAUUGUGUGCAUCCUGAUAAACAUGCCAUUUUAAGAUAACACAUGCAUGCACAGUAAUUUUUCACUAAAACUUUUGUCAACCUCUCCUGACUACCCUUCGAAAAUAAGAUGUGGUAAAAGCGGAGACCACUUUAUUUGUAAAACUUUGUAAAUUUUGAGCAUGAAAGUAUUCUUUUUGUAAAUGAUUGUACUUCCUUAUUCAAGUCUGCAUGUGUGUUCGAAGUGUUUGGUAUCUGUGUUGUAAAUAUAAAUGCAGCUCACACUUGUCCACCUUUCAGUAAACAUGUAUUGGUGUACAGAGGACUCUUGUU